GAUCUACAUUCACUGGGCCCGCUACUGUUGCUAUCCUCUUGAGACCUUCACGGCAUUUUUUGAUAUGAACAAAAGCUGGAUCCAUCCUCCACUUUAGUGUUCAGCAACUCCCUCCAAAUAAUUCCGUGCAAUUCCCUUUUGGUCUACCACCGCCAACACCAUAUAUUUCCCCAGACGGUCUCGCCACUUGGAAGUGAGCGACUAUCAGUGUCAGCGAUAUUGAAUUGAUACGUUCAUUAAUCCGCCGUUGAUGCCAAUGGGAGUUCCAUGAUAAGCUGUGUUCAGCAGUAUUACCUCAACAAUCUCACUCUUCUAUUCUCAACCUGCCAACCUCCUUAUGUCUCUUCCAGUCUUCUCAACACAGUCGUAUUCCUCUGUCCCACAUCCGUUCACCCCCACCAUACCUCUCUAUUCCCGGACGGAAGAUUCGACUUGUGCAAAAAAACGACAUCUCGAAACAGUUUUGGAGGACCCUGAUCACCACUGGACCGCACCGUUCAGGGACGGUCUCCCUACUCCCCCGAACGAUAUGGCCGGCGUUGCGUACAACAGCAUUCCCCCUUCCGGCUAUGGCGGUAAAUUUGGUGGAGUUACACUUCCCCCCUACGCCAAAGCACCGAAUUAUACGCGCAUGGCAUCGGACUACCAUCACUCUACUGCCUCUGUACCGCAGUCGAAGCCGCCGAGUCAACCCUCUCUUCAAGACGCCCCGUCUUCUGAACCAGCUAGCCAGAGGAGAGGAGGUUCUAAGUCGGUUGCUUCUUAUUUGCAGAUACCGUCAUCUAUCAACAAUAGCAAGGGCAAUCUGGCCGACUUUGCUGCUCAGAUGACAUGCUUGUUCUGGUUUGAAACUACGGCCAAGUUGAAUGAUAUUGAAGAAAGGAAGAAUCCUCUUCUUUCCAUCGUUCCAGAAGCGAUUCCGUCCGCUGGUUUUCUAAAAUGGGUGACAAACAUCCUUUCGACUACGCAAGUGAGCCAGAAUGUCAUUCUAUUAGCACUUCUCUUCAUAUACCGGUUGAAGAAAUUCAAUCAUCGAGUUCGAGGAAAGAAGGGUAGCGAAUAUAGGUUGAUGACAAUUGCUCUUAUGCUAGGAAAUAAAUUCCUCGAUGAUAACACCUACACAAAUAAAACGUGGGCCGAGGUUUCUGGAAUUUCUGUACAGGAGAUACAUGUUAUGGAGGUGGAGUUUCUCAGCAAUGUGCGGUACAAUCUCUUCGUUUCGGAGGAAGGGUGGACGCAGUGGCAUUCGAAACUCAGUCUUUUUGCCGACUUUUUCAACAAGGCAUCUUUGUCGCCAGAAUCGAAGGAACUAGAGUCAUCAACUCCAGCACCUCGUAUCUCGCCAAAUCUAGGAGCUUCUCAAGUGUCGUCCUCGCAAAGACUGCCCUCUCCUCCCAAUUCGGAUGUUCUUCGUGCUCAGAACUGGAGCUUACCAUCAAACGCGCCAGCCUACGCACCACCUCCACACUUGGCCAAGGAAUUCCCGCCGAUGCCUUCUAAGAAGCGGACCCUAGACGACUACGUCGAGGACCAGCCAUCAAAACGAGCGGCAAUGUCAACUACUUUACCUACAUCGAUGUCGACGCUUCCAUCGGCUGCUUUGACCGGUGUCCCUACUUUGCCUCCAGUCUUGGCAGCGACAUCCGCUCCGCCGGCGAACAGCUUAUCUGGAUCGAUGUCACGAUUGCCACGUCCGAACUUCCCACCAUCUUCUAAUGCCCUAGCUCCGGGCAUUCCAACCUCUGUGCUUCCCUUUCCCUCCGUGGCUAAUCGCGCAAUGCAUUCGGUCUACAAUCCUUCCACCAGUUGGGUCCCUCAGCUGCCACCAACUCAGGUUCCUCCCAUUACGAAUGGAUUGUACAAUCCUUCGGUGUCACUCCCAGACCCUGCAAGGCAGCAUAAUAGUCCGUUUGGCGUCACCUCGGCCACUAUCUCACCCGCCAUCUCUGCAUACUCGAGCCACACACCUCAGACUAACUUGUCGCCUUCCUUCUUCCUUGCAAACCGCAACUCACCUUACCGACCUGUUCGCAAUUUCAACACCUUGUUGAUUCCUCCACCCUCGUCCUCACUUCAACAACAACGCGCUGUUCCUUUCGAGCAUAUGCAUUAUCAGCCUCUCGGUAAAACCGCAGCUGAGCGCAAGACAGGCCUGUUGCCCUACCUUCACCACGAGGCUUGGCCGCAGGCACCUUUUCUUCAACCCACCUUCCAUUCAACUCCGCACUAUUAAAGCUCAUUGACAUCUUCUCUUCAUGUUACGAUUGAAUCACGACCCCGUACGAAAGAGGUGUUUUAGCCUUGAUACUACUAUUUUGUUCUUUUUCUUUUCCCCCUUCAAUCCUGUAUCUUGUACAGCUUACAUUUCUCUUUUCCUUGUUAUUCUAACGACCUUGCAUUAUUAUGGCGUUCAAUAUUAUAGACGGCUGUUGCAUUUAAGAGCCAAUGGGAUCACUGACGAUCAGG
Messenger RNA from Aspergillus pseudotamarii, 2466 nucleotides. Its product is annotated as putative mucin. NCBI's taxonomy places the organism in Eukaryota, Fungi, Ascomycota, Eurotiomycetes, Eurotiales, Aspergillaceae. The record is from RefSeq and is a predicted model, not a curated record. Gene Ontology annotation, biological process: regulation of cyclin-dependent protein serine/threonine kinase activity. The transcript is spliced from 3 exons. The coding region runs from base 338 to 2233 and encodes 631 amino acids. Gene Ontology annotation, molecular function: cyclin-dependent protein serine/threonine kinase regulator activity; protein kinase binding. Gene Ontology annotation, cellular component: cyclin-dependent protein kinase holoenzyme complex; nucleus.